CAGACAAGUUAAGAUAGCAUUGAAAACUACACACACUCUAUUCCUCUCUUCACAUAAGGAUAUACCUCCCCUAUCCAAUGAAUAUUUUCAUCUUCACUUUUAUAUAUUCCACGUUUCGAUAUCCAUUUUGGUUUGGUUUUCAUGUCUUUCUUUGAACCAUUCGUUUUUUUUUUUCAGCUUCUCCUAUGUUGGACAGAGCAUAUUCUUUCUUAUUCCACAUUUGUCCCAAAAUAAGGUUGAAGCUAUUCCAUACAUUACUAAAAACUUGAAAUGAAAAUAACUUGUGUUGGAGCUUAGGAUCAAUGGCUGCUGAAUCUGGUUAUAGAGAUAUAAUAAUAUGCAAUUCUGGAAUAAAGUUUGAUUAUGAGACUAAUCUUCAUCCAACUACCUUAUUUGCAAGCAUUGGUCAAGCUGGAUUUGGAUUUGCGGUUUCACCAAAUCCUCCAACUCUUGUUACUACAAGAGAUAGUGCCACAAAACGUCCAAUACUUAACUCUUCAAUGAAAUAUGCUUUGAUACCUGAACCAACUUUUCAAACUCCAAGUUUUCAAGGAUUACUUAAUGGCGCGGCAUUGAAAGUUGUUGAGGAAAGCCUUGGCAUGAUGAAAGGAAGAAAUUUGAAGGGGUUUAGCAUGAAAUUCAAGAUUGGGAAUCCAUCACUGAGAAGAUUGAUUAGUGGGGCAAUUGCUGGUGCAGUGUCAAGAACAGUUGUGGCACCGUUGGAGACCAUAAGGACACAUUUGAUGGUGGGGAGUUGUGGACAUAAUACAACUCAUGAAGUGUUUCAAUCUAUUAUGGAAGUUGAUGGAUGGAAGGGAUUGUUCAGGGGAAAUUUGGUAAAUAUCAUCCGAGUUGCGCCGAGCAAGGCUAUUGAGUUAUUUGCGUAUGACACCGUCAAAAAACAAUUGUCUCCCAAACCUGGAGAGAAGCCAACAAUUCCAAUUCCCGCCUCAUCAAUUGCAGGGGCUGUAGCUGGAGUUAGCUCUACGCUAUGCACAUACCCUCUAGAGCUACUCAAAACUCGUCUCACUGUUCAGAGAGGUGUGUACAAGAAUUUUGUGGAUGCAUUUCUGAGAAUUGUUAGAGAAGAAGGUCCAGCAGAGUUGUACAGAGGACUGACACCGAGUUUAAUCGGCGUAAUCCCUUAUGCUGCAACAAAUUAUCUAGCUUAUGACACACUUAGAAAAGCUUACAAGAAAGCUUUCAAUAAAGAGGAAGUUGGGAAUGUGAUGACUCUACUAAUGGGAUCAGCUGCUGGAGCAUUUUCAUGCAGUACAACAUUCCCACUUGAGGUGGCUCGUAAGCAUAUGCAAGCUGGGGCUCUAAAUGGAAGACAAUACAGCAACAUGCUUCAAGCCCUCAUGAGUAUACUUGAAAAGGAGGGGCUUGCAGGGUUGUAUAGAGGUUUGGGACCAAGCUGCUUAAAAUUAGUUCCUGCUGCUGGGAUUUCUUUCAUGUGUUACGAAGCUUGCAAGAGGUUACUUGUCGAAAAUGAAUAAAAUUAGCAGUAGCUACCAGUGGUGUUCCAUAUAUUCUGUCCAAAGGAUAUAAUAUUUUUUGUGCUUUAGGCUCUGCGCAUAUUGCUUUACCUUGACAUUAUCCAGUUUCGACCAGGGUGAUAUAUAUUAGUACACUGAGUUCUAUUAUACAAAUA
Messenger RNA from Medicago truncatula (barrel medic), 1654 nucleotides. RefSeq names its product adenine nucleotide transporter BT1, chloroplastic/mitochondrial. Gene Ontology annotation, biological process: transmembrane transport. The record is from RefSeq and is a predicted model, not a curated record. The transcript is spliced from 3 exons. The coding region runs from base 303 to 1499 and encodes 398 amino acids. NCBI's taxonomy places the organism in Eukaryota, Viridiplantae, Streptophyta, Magnoliopsida, Fabales, Fabaceae.